AAGAGGCAGAGGAAAUGUGACAAGGAGCAAGAGAAGAAACAGGAAGCAAUAUGAGAAGAAGAAAGAUCAAAACUAGUGAAAACCAAGACGGAGAGAGCUAGUGAGGACUAACACACACAGAGAGGAAGAUGGCAAAGGACAGGAAACAGUAGGAUAUCAGCAAGAAUCUGCUAAAGAAGAGAGAAAGGGAAGCAAGAGACAGAAACACAGCUGAAAAAAGGAGUAAGGGUAACAUUGAAUUGUAGAUUAAGGGAGUCUCACUCCUCCCCCUUUCCCUCCCUCUCUUAUUUAUCUCCUGUGAAGCCACACCUCCCUCCUUUCACUUGUCAGUGCAUCUAUAACAGUGAGCUGUCUGCACUGGGCUGUGUGGGGGUGAGACGAGCUCCUCACUCUGCCAGCACAGGGGACCCGAUCUGAACGGAUCGGACAGUACUGGAUGUUAACAGACUGCCCAGAACAGAACUCGGGAGCCGAAAGUGGGAGAGGAGAACAACCGAGACAGCUUGUUUAGAAAGGACGGUUGAGUGAGGGAUCUGCAGACUCCAGUGUGUGAAAAGAGGGACUGGACAGGUGACUGCAGGGUAGCGUAAUGGCAGGGUGGGGGCUCUCAGCCCCUCUCCCUCUUCUUCUAUUCCUUCUUUUCCUGGUGGAAGUGCUUCCUGUGACCCAGGGGGCUGGCUACCUGUCUGGAUAUCGCCUCAGGUCUCGCCUGCAGAAAGACCGCCACAUCCGCAACAUCCGACCCAACAUCAUCCUCAUCCUCACUGAUGAUCAAGACUUAGAAUUGGGGUCAAUGCAAGCUAUGAACAAAACUCGGCACAUCAUGGAGAAGGGUGGCACACAUUUCUCCAACGCCUUCUCCACUACACCCAUGUGCUGCCCCUCCCGCUCAUCCAUCCUGACAGGGAAGUAUGUGCACAAUCACCACACCUACACCAACAACGAGAACUGCUCUUCGCCCUCGUGGCAGGCCCACCAUGAGCCACACACCUUUGCUGUGCACCUCAACAACUCUGGCUAUAGGACAGCCUUUUUUGGAAAGUAUCUGAAUGAGUACAACGGCUCCUAUGUGCCCCCUGGCUGGAAGGAAUGGGUAGCCCUGGUGAAGAACUCGCGCUUCUACAACUACACACUCUGUAGGAACGGAGUACGAGAGAAACACGGCAGCAACUACCCAAAGGACUACUUGACAGACAUCAUUACCAAUGACAGCAUCAACUACUUCCGUAUGUCCAAAAGGAUGUACCCUCACCGUCCUGUCAUGAUGGUCCUGAGCCAUGUUGCUCCCCAUGGUCCGGAGGACUCAGCCCCGCAGUACAGCUCUGCCUUCCCCAACGCAUCACAGCACAUAACCCCUAGCUACAACUAUGCCCCUAACCCAGACAAGCACUGGAUCCUACGCUACACAGGACCUAUGAAGCCCAUCCACAUGCAGUUCACUAACAUGCUGCAGCGCAGGAGGAUGCAGACCCUGCUGUCUGUGGAUGACAGUGUGGAGAAGGUGUACAACAUGUUGGUGGAGACAGGGGAACUGGACAACACUUACCUCAUAUACACCUCAGACCAUGGGUACCAUAUUGGCCAGUUUGGUCUGGUCAAGGGCAAGUCAAUGCCUUAUGAGUUUGACAUUCGUGUUCCCUUCUAUGUACGAGGACCUAACGUGGAACAAGGGGCAAUUAAUCCUCAUAUAGUGCUGAACGUUGACUUGGCGCCGACUCUGCUGGACAUGGCUGGUGUUGAUAUCCCUGCAGAAAUGGAUGGCAAGUCUAUCCUGAAGCUGCUGGACACAGACCGACCUGUCAACAGGUUCCAGUUGAACAGGAAGGGUAAAACAUGGAGAGAUUCUUUUCUGGUGGAGAGAGGGAAGCCUCCGCACAAAAGAGCUGAUGGAAAGGAAAUGGCUCAGGAAGAGAACUUCCUGCCAAAAUACCAGCGAGUGAAGGACCUGUGCCAGAAAGAAGAGUACCAGACAUCCUGCCAACAGCCAGGACAGAAGUGGCAGUGUGUGGAGGACCCCACUGGCAAACUGAGGCUGUAUAAGUGCAAGGGCAUGGCCGGUCUCUAUGCCCCACGUAUGCAAGCUCUGAUGGCCAGUGGUGCCUCGCAUCUGUCUCUCACAUCCAACUCAAACAGCUGUAACUGUGGUGAUGUGGGCUUCAAAACUUCCAUCCUGAAGAGAAAGAGGCUGCUCACCAAGAAAAAUUCCUCUGUCUCAUCUUAUUCAGAGAUGAAAUCCAGUAAGACUGUCUCUAGGAAGCGCUGGGCUCGCUCUGUAUCAUUUGAGCUGGAUGGAGACCUGUAUGCUGUAGACCUGGAGGAUGGCUACCAGCCCCUGGGAUCCAGGAACAGCAGCUGGACUAGAGACAGGAGGAGAGGAGCAGGGAAUGAGGAGGACAAUGAUGAGUUCAGUGGCAUGGGACUCACAGCCAAGCCCACCACCAGCCACAGACUGACACCACCUGCUGCUCUUAAAGUCACCUACAGGUGCUCCAUUCUUAUGAAUGACACAGUAAAAUGUGAUGGAGGACUCUACAGGUCCCUUCAAGCCUGGAAAGACCACAAACUACACAUUGAGCAUGAGAUUGAAACCCUGCAAACCAAAAUCAAGAACCUGCGUGAGGUCAAAGGUCACCUUAAAAAGGUGCGGCCUGAAGAAUGCCAGUGCAACACUCCGAGUUAUCUUCUGAAGAAUAAAGAGUCUUUCAGGCUAAAUGCAGAGCGCAUGCACUCACUCAGAAUUUCAUCCAACAAGAAAAGUGAGUGGCUGCAGAAGGAGCAGAAGCGCAGAAAGAAGCUACGUAAGUUCCUCAAGCGGCUCCAGAACAAUGACACCUGCAGCAUGCCUGGCCUCACUUGCUUCACCCAUGACAACCAUCACUGGCAGACUGCCCCCUUCUGGACAAUGGGUCCAUUUUGUGCAUGCACCAGUGCCAACAACAAUACCUACUGGUGCCUCAGGACCAUCAACGAUACACACAACUUCCUGUUUUGUGAAUUUGCUACCGGUUUCCUGGAAUAUUUUGACCUGAACACUGACCCAUACCAGCUGAUAAAUUCUGUCAGCACCCUCGACCGUGAUGCGCUGAAUUCAGUGCAUCAGCAGCUCAUGGACUUACGGGGCUGCAAGGGACAUAAGCAAUGCAACCCAGAGAAGGGAGGGAAGGAACGAAACUACUUCAGUGAAUACAGACCAGUUCAUCGUCGAAAGAGGCCAAAAGUGAAGAAGCCUUCCUCCAAAUCGCUAGGGCAGAUUUGGGAAGGGUGGGUUGGUUAACCACCUGUAUCCCACAACCAUAGCCGUCUCCUCCGGUGAAGGAAGGAGAAGGGGGAGUGCAGGCAAACCCAAGGACCUUGACAGCACUUCGAAGAACCAUAACCUUAGACACCACUCUUCUCUGAUCUGGGUUUAAUUUUUGAGAGAGUUGUUCUUCAUUGCCCUCACCCAGGCAGAAGAGAUACAGAGACUGAGGGGAAGCUCAAAAACUCUCCAGUUGUUAAUUCUACCUUGACAUACAUAUCAUACUCAUGUACAUCUUCUGUUACCCUCAGCUGACAGGACUGUCAACAUGCACAAAAUGCUGUGAAUCAGGUGGGACAGUUUGGUGUCCACAAGCCAUCCAGUCUAACAGUACUGCUUGUAGAUAAUAUAUAUCAGCUUUAAUCAGCUUUCUUUAAUGUCAUAUUGGACAGGGUGGAAACUUGAUCAGUCACAUGUCAACUGUGCUCAUGAUGUCUCUGUGGCAUGUGUUAAAUCAUUAGUGCUUGGAAUAACAAUGACAUCUUUUCUUUCUCUGUGCCAACAUGUCUGCACAUUGAAGCGAUAUGGACUUUUAAAUAACCAACACUAACAAACUCUUUGCCAUAAUCUUUUGUAUUAUAGUUGAUCUUAACACUGGUGAAUGUCCUUCAUAGAGCAUCAUCUUCCUCAGAACUGUGAGGUGACUAGCGUUUGCCUGCCUUGAUCCAGUCUCUAUACAUCCACAUUUUGAACAUGCCCACACUAGCCACUGUCUCACAGUGAUACAAUCCAGACCUCCAGAAUAUUGGACCCUGGCAGAAUGUGUCAUUAGUGAAUGCAAUGCCAUAUUGUCAGUACCACAUUGUAUCCAAAUAGUUUGUUCAGCUUGCUAUACAUGGUGCUACAGAAUAACAAUACAGAAAUAAAGUCUUGCUGUACAGUACAGUAUGUAUUUGAAUGUAUGUUGUUCAAUUAAUAUGUUUAAAAUAUUUUUUAUAAUCUGAGGAGGGAGACCUCAUUGUCUCAGUUGACAACAUGAACUUAUAGGGAGACAUGUAGCUUGAGAAAUGUCAUUGCCCACAGUUUAUAUGGUUGUCUUUUCCUUAUUUACUAUGGGAAAGCACUGUGAAUAGAUGAUCAAUGUACAUUUAUUGCAUAUAUAGUUUACUCUAUAUCAGAGGAACAACAACAGUGUAAUACGUAUUGAUGUGAAUUUUAGCUACCUGCUUUUGUUAACUUGUUUGAUUUUUUUUUAGCAAAUAUUUCCCUAGACCUCAUUGCUGAUAGUAAUUGUGAAUAAAGAGCUGUUUGAACCAGAAA
This is a messenger RNA of Monopterus albus (swamp eel), 4558 nucleotides long. RefSeq names its product sulfatase 2a (gene sulf2a). Gene Ontology annotation, cellular component: plasma membrane; Golgi apparatus; cell surface. The transcript has 22 exons. Bases 590 to 3274 code for a protein of 894 amino acids. Gene Ontology annotation, biological process: glomerular basement membrane development; negative regulation of fibroblast growth factor receptor signaling pathway; positive regulation of Wnt signaling pathway. The record is from RefSeq and is a predicted model, not a curated record. Gene Ontology annotation, molecular function: N-acetylglucosamine-6-sulfatase activity; calcium ion binding; glycosaminoglycan binding. Lineage: Eukaryota; Metazoa; Chordata; Actinopteri; Synbranchiformes; Synbranchidae.